Saxophila tyrrhenica is the source of this 1083-nucleotide messenger RNA. RefSeq names its product prephenate dehydratase (gene PHA2). The record is from RefSeq and is a predicted model, not a curated record. Gene Ontology annotation, cellular component: cytoplasm. The transcript has 2 exons. Lineage: Eukaryota; Fungi; Ascomycota; Dothideomycetes; Mycosphaerellales; Extremaceae. Gene Ontology annotation, biological process: L-phenylalanine biosynthetic process. The coding region runs from base 1 to 1083 and encodes 360 amino acids. Gene Ontology annotation, molecular function: prephenate dehydratase activity; chorismate mutase activity.
AUGGACAAAAAACAGCCUGUCGUCGCCUUCCUGGGCCCUAGGGCGUCGUACACGCACCAGGCCGCGCAGUCCGUCUUCCCGCCCGAGAGCCAUACACUCACCCCUCUCAUGUCAAUCGCAGACUGCUUCGCAGCCGUACAGAACGACAAGGCCUCCUACAGCGUUGUGCCGUUCGAGAACUCGUCAAAUGGAGCUGUCGUAUUCACCCUGGAUCUGCUGGCCGACAUCCAGGGGUUGUGUGGCGACGUGGUGGUGACGGGGGAGAUUUACCUACCGGUUCAUCAUUGUCUGGUGGGGCGUGUCUCCGGGGGGGAAGGGGGAGGGACGCAGGCACAGUCGGUGAGCGGCAGUCAUGACGCUACUGGCCUCUUGGAGAAGGAGCCCACUGAGUCUCAGCAACCUCACGUACGGCCCACGCACGACCUCUCACACAUCAAGAAGCUCUACUCCCACCCCCAAGCCUGGGGCCAAUGCAAGCGCUUCCUCUCCACCCACCUCAAAGGCAUCGAACAAAUCGACGCCUCCUCCACCAGCAGAGCCGCCGAGCUCGUCGCGGAAGACACCACCGGCACGACCGCAGCCAUCUCAAGCAAACUCGCGGCCGAGAUGAGCUCCCUCAGCGUCUUGGCAGACAGUAUUGAAGACUUUGAGGGCAAUAGCACGCGCUUCUUCAUCCUGCAACGGCGGGACGCUGUCUCUCCGCCACCAAGGCAACGAUCAACACCACAAACGUCCCAAUCCGACCCUCAAACCCAACCCCCACCCGAAGAAGCAUCGCCAGCACCAGCAUACAAAUCCCUCCUCUCCUUCACAGUCUCGCACACCAUCCCCGGAGCUCUCCAGCGCAGUUUGGGCGCUUUCAACAACCACGGCAUCAAUCUGACGAGUAUCAAUACCCGGCCGAGCGGAGAGGCGGCGUGGCAUUAUAUUUUCCUUGUGGAGUUUGAAGGGAGGAAGGGGGAGGGCAAGGUGGAUGAGGCGUUGAAGGAGCUGGAGGGGGCGGCGAGGGGGUGGCGGUGGUUGGGGAGUUGGGAGGCUUGGAGGGGUGGUCGGGAGGGGUGGGAUAGCGUAUUCGAACAGUAA